Molecule: messenger RNA, 1416 nt
Organism: Carya illinoinensis
Lineage: Eukaryota; Viridiplantae; Streptophyta; Magnoliopsida; Fagales; Juglandaceae
Product: ADP-ribosylation factor-like protein 8a
Exons: 7
Coding region: 611-1108 (165 amino acids)
Biological process (GO): protein transport
Molecular function (GO): GTP binding; GTPase activity
Source: RefSeq, a predicted model, not a curated record
AUCUGCAGCACUUGGGAAUACAGAAGGCCGAACAAUUUCUUUGUCCAUCCUCUAUCCCAUCCAAUUUUCAAAUCAAAAUCUCUUUAACUUUUAUUUUCUUUGGAUUUGCCGAAUUUCUCUUUCGCCAUGGGGGUAUGGGAUGCUUUUCUCGAUUGGCUACGGAGUAUGUGAGGCUCAUAUGGAGCAUGUGUGAUUAUGCUCACCAUUGGAGAAGUGGUAUUGUGGAGGAAGGCUAAAGCUGUGUGGAAGUGGUGCUUUGAUGGAUGUUGUGGCAAAAAGGGAGGGAGGGAUGUGGUGGUGGUGAUUGCCUAAUGAUAAUGGUGGUGGUGGUGUGAAUAAUGAUAAUUUUGAAUAUAGCUCAAAGAAGCCUUGAGGAAUUCAUAUGUCAGACCUACAUGUACUUUCAUUGGACGUGGAUUACAAUGACUGGAGUAUUAGAUUUCUGUUUGCACCUGAAGAGGACACAAGAAGUGGAUUGAGGAUACAAGAGUCAGUGAUGAUGAUUUGAGUGCAGUGACUGGUGUUUGCACUUGAAGAGGAGGCAUUGUUGCAGAGUCAUUGGAUUUUCUAUUUGCAGUGCCCUGCUAAUUGUCUUUUCAUCAAGCAAGAAAUGGAUCUAUCUUUAAUAGGCCUUGAGAAUGCUGGAAAAACAUCACUUGUAAAUGUUAUUGCAACUGGUGGAUAUAGCGAAGACAUGAUUCCAACGGUAGGGUUUAAUUUGAGGAAUGUAACUAAAGGGAAUGUGGCAAUAAAGCUAUGGGAUCUUGGAGGUCAACCGAGAUUUCGCAGUAUGUGGGAAAGAUACUGCCGUGCAGUUUCAGCCAUUGUGUAUGUGGUGGAUGCCGCUGAUUCUGAGAACUUGCCUGUCUCAAGAAGUGAACUUGAUGACCUGUUGAGUAAUCCGUCACUUAGUAGCAUUCCCUUGCUGGUACUGGGUAACAAGAUUGACAAAGGAGGAGCUUUGUCUAAAGAGGAUCUGACAGAGCAUUUGGGGCUCAAGUCCAUUACUGAUAGAGAAGUCUGUUGCUUCAUGAUUUCUUGCAAGGACUCCACCAACAUUGAUACAGUUAUUGAUUGGCUUAUGAAGCAUUCUAAAUCAAAGAAUUGAAUCUCAGUUUUCUGUACUUUUUUCAUUCAUUCAUCCAUCACAGUUAUUGGAGGGUGGAUUUGAAGCAGGUAAAAGUGACUUGUGCCGUGUUGAAUAACUGGGUUUAUCGAUCAGUCUGAUUACUAUUUGCUGUGUGGCUCAACAUCUGGGUCUGGUGCUUGCUUCUUCUUCUUUAUGUUGCAACACGCAAUGAUAUGGGUUUCUACUUUCUUGUACAUAUUUUGAUUGUUGUGUCAUGUGUUUAAAACUUCAAACAUGCUUCAGGUCUUCUGGAUUUGAAUAGAAUAAUAGCCUUUAUAAUUUAUAUA